AUGCACUUCGCAUACCCUCCACGAAAGAGUUCCAAUCCGCCACCCUUCAGGGCGAGAUCGUCGAGGAUACCACCGAUUCUUCGAAGGAGCAGGACAAAGGUCAUCGCCGUCGGUGCACUCGCAUUCCUUGGCUUCAUCUACCUUCUCUCCGGAGCCUUCAAGACCAGUAGUGCGCCCCGCGCACCAUCGGGCAACCCCCCUGUGGUGAUUGUCACGAAUCUGGACGAGACGACGUACGGAAAGAACUACCUGGCGAGUAUUCGUGAUAACAGAAAACAGUAUGCGGACUUGCAUGGCUACGAAGUGAUGUUCACGAAGGUUGGCGACUACGAUCUCAAAGGUUCCCCGGCGUCAUGGAACAAAGUUGUGUCUCUGAGGCACGCGAUCACGAAGUAUCCCGAGGCGAGCUGGUUCUGGUAUCUUGACCAGGAUUCGUACAUCAUGAAUACCCAAUCUCUAGAGAGUCUUUUUCUAAAGGCGGACAAGAUUGAGAGCUUGAUGAUCAAGGACCACCCGGUCGUACCCCCCGACAGCAUCAUCAAGACGUUCCCUCACUUGAAGGGCAACGACAUCGACUUCGUCCUCACGCAAGACAGAGAGGGUCUAUCUGCGGGGAGCUUCUUCGUCCGGAACGGAGAGUGGGCGAAGUUUUUCAUUGACACGUGGUUUGACCCUCUAUACCGGUCUUACAACUUUCAGAAGGCUGAGGGACACGCUUUGGAACACAUUGUUCAAUGGCACCCGACUAUUCUUUCUCGACUAGCGAUUGUACCUCAGAAGACGUUCAAUUCAUACAACAGAUACGACAAGGGCGAGAUGUUCGUGGACGGCGAUCUUGUCGUGCGCGCCGCCGGCUGCACUAAGUCUGGAGACCGAGCUUGCGACAAGGAACUUGAGACAUACAACACAAAGUGGCAUGCUGCGUUUAAAGCAUAA
Messenger RNA from Colletotrichum chrysophilum, 936 nucleotides. RefSeq lists its product as uncharacterized. Lineage: Eukaryota; Fungi; Ascomycota; Sordariomycetes; Glomerellales; Glomerellaceae. Gene Ontology annotation, molecular function: alpha-1,6-mannosyltransferase activity. The record is from RefSeq and is a predicted model, not a curated record. The coding region runs from base 1 to 936 and encodes 311 amino acids. The transcript is spliced from 3 exons. Gene Ontology annotation, biological process: protein N-linked glycosylation. Gene Ontology annotation, cellular component: Golgi membrane; mannan polymerase complex.